AUGUUGCAAACUGGAGCUGAAUUUGUGCUUUCACCUGUUGGCGUUACGAAAAUAGUGUCCCUUCUGUGCAUGAUCGUAGGUGGAAUGAUUUUCAUCACUGCCGGUGACUGUGUGGAGUCGAGGGUUUGGAACGUAACGUAUAUCACCAUUACUACAGCCAGUGCGCUUCUAACGAUGGUUUCGUAUUCGAGUUUUGCCCUCAACUUGGUACGAACAGAUCGUGGUCUCAAGACGCAACAUAUUUCCGUGCUAGCCGUUUCGUACGCGGUAUUCUUUUUCUUACUGAUCGUAUCGAUCAUUACAAUGACGCAGUGCACUCGUUCAGUGCAUGUGGUGCAAAAAAUACCGGAGCCUCUAACUAUGAUAGCUGCCGUAUUGUUAGCUGCUAGCGGUACGGUUUUAUUUCUCCGUUGGAGAGCAACGAUACAAACGGAAGAACUCCAGUUACACGCGCACGGGCGAACGGUUUCCGAUAUGCGUACCAAUCCGACAGAAGCAGCACGGAAAUCCGUUAUGGUUUAA
Messenger RNA from Anopheles marshallii, 522 nucleotides. RefSeq lists its product as uncharacterized. The record is from RefSeq and is a predicted model, not a curated record. NCBI's taxonomy places the organism in Eukaryota, Metazoa, Arthropoda, Insecta, Diptera, Culicidae. The coding region runs from base 1 to 522 and encodes 173 amino acids. The transcript is spliced from 4 exons.